Molecule: messenger RNA, 2285 nt
Organism: Rhinichthys klamathensis goyatoka
Lineage: Eukaryota; Metazoa; Chordata; Actinopteri; Cypriniformes; Leuciscidae
Gene: kcnj9
Product: potassium inwardly rectifying channel subfamily J member 9
Exons: 8
Coding region: 472-1980 (502 amino acids)
Biological process (GO): potassium ion import across plasma membrane; regulation of monoatomic ion transmembrane transport
Cellular component (GO): plasma membrane
Molecular function (GO): inward rectifier potassium channel activity
Source: RefSeq, a predicted model, not a curated record
UCUCUCUCUCUCUCUCUCUCUCUCACACACACACACACACAAACACCUGCGCAGAGCCGGUGAAUCACGCCGACGCCGCUUCGCUCUCCAAUCUCUCAUCCAUCCUGACAGUCAGAUGGCCUCCAUUUUAAUCAGAAGACUCUCCGCAGUGGAAAUAGGAUUCAUUGCCAUCAUCUGCAGCACGAGAUUGCGUUUCGAUUAAUAUUUCACAAGUUCCUUCAUGCUCUGUGUGGAUUGGCUGACUCUCUUUUGUCUCCUGGAGGUGAAAUGAUGCUCGAGUGAUGCUGCGUCUCUGUUCCCACCCGCUGCUGAACAACAUCACCAACAUCGUCAUCACCAUCGCCGAAAUAAUACAUAGGCACAAAUGAAACUCUUCAACUGAUUAUAAGGAACUGAGGAACAUUGUUACCACACACACACACACACGCACACAUUGACUUAUUAUUUAACACACACACACACACACACACAAUGGCACUGGACAACACCGCCUUCUCCUCGUGCCCCGAAUCCCUGUCCCUCCCAGUUCCAGAGAAAGGGGAGGAGCCUGUGGAGGAGGCCCCAAAGGAUGCUCCGCCCACUGAUGUGCAGAACGCAUCUGAGGAGCUGGGAAAUGUGGUAACCACGGAGAUGGCCCCUCCCACACAGCCAUCAUCCAAUAACAAAAUGACCUUCCAGGCCAAGAUGGCUGCAAGGGAGGCGCAGGCCAAUCAGCCGCAGAAGAAGGUUCAGGGGUCGGGGCAAGAGUGGAGCAAGUUUGGAUGGGCACGCAACAAGCGUAAGAGGCAGCGCUAUGUGGAGAAGAACGGCCGCUGUAAUGUGCAGCACGGUAACAUGCGCGAGACCUACCGCUACCUGACGGAUAUCUUCACCACCCUGGUGGAUCUGAACUGGCGCUGCUCUCUGUUUGUCUUCGUCAUGGCGUAUGCAGUGACCUGGCUCUUCUUUGGAGCAAUAUGGUACCUCAUUGCAUACUGCAGGGGUGAUCUGGAUCAUUUGGAGGAUGAGGCAUGGACUCCAUGUGUCAAUAAUGUUAAUGGAUUCAUCUCUGCGUUCCUUUUCUCCAUUGAAACGGAGACGACCAUUGGCUACGGAUACCGUGUCAUCACUGACCAGUGUCCAGUGGGCACCAUGUUACUCCUGCUACAGGCCAUCCUGGGAUCUAUGGUCAAUGCAUUCAUGGUUGGUUGUAUGUUUGUGAAGAUCUCCCAGCCGAAUAAGCGUGCCGAGACAUUGGUGUUCUCUCGUAAUGCUGUCAUCUCACUGCGGGAUGACAAGCUCUGUUUGAUGUUCCGCGUCGGGGACUUGAGAUCCUCCCACAUUGUGGGCGCUAACAUGAGAGCCAAACUUAUCAAAUCCAAACAGACACAAGAGGGUGAGUUCAUUCCACUGGAUCAGACGGAUAUCAGUGUAGGUUUCGAGACGGGAGACGAUCGUCUCUUCCUGGUGUCUCCACUGGUGAUCUCUCACGAGAUCGAUGUUCGCUCUCCGUUCUGGGACAUGUCACAUGCUCAGCUGGAGAAAGAGGACUUUGAGGUUGUUGUCAUCUUGGAGGGGAUGGUGGAAGCUACAGGUAUGACCUGUCAGGCACGGAGCUCCUACUUGGCUGAAGAGCUCUUAUGGGGUCACAGGUUUAGUCCCAUGAUGACGCUAGCCGAGGGAUUCUUCGAUGUGGAUUAUGGGGCCUUUCACCACACGUUUGAGGUGGACACGCCCUCCUGUUCGGCGAGAGAGCUGGCGUUGGCUGCCGCCCGUUUGGAUGCUCAUCUCUAUUGGUCGAUCUCCAGUCGGCUUGAUGAAGAGAAAUGGGAGGAUCCUAAUGUGACUGAACCGACGGGGAAGUCCACGGAUUCAGAAUCUAUCAUAGAGGGAGACAGGCCAACAUUUACUGUUGGCGGAGUUACACACACCCAGGACCAAUCCGUUGUAGGGGAGCAGAACGGCAGUGUCGCCACUGACCAAUCAGAGUCUGAGGCUUAAAAGGAUGCAAGAAUGUGAAAGGUACGGAAAAUGUUCGAAGAAGUCCACAGUUUGUGUAAAUUUAACUUUAGACUGGGUUGUCCGGCGAUCCAAGCCUUCUACUUCGAGUUAGAUUUUGAACUGUAUAGUCGCUAAUGCCUAGCAUAGAAUACUUUCCCCAAGGGGGAAAUCCUAGCAUCUCCUUGCUGUGUUUUCAGUCAGAUUUAAUCUUACCCUCUGAUGUUUUAUGACAACACUGCCUUUGAAUUCACGCCGUAGCUCUGUUUCCAACUCUAGUGAGCAGCCUCGCUGUCUUUUGUGUUCAC